Messenger RNA from Geodia barretti, 213 nucleotides. NCBI's taxonomy places the organism in Eukaryota, Metazoa, Porifera, Demospongiae, Tetractinellida, Geodiidae. The record is from the annotation of a GenBank genome assembly.
AUGAUGCCAUCUGUCCUCCUCAUAUUACUCGUUCUACCUGUCAAUCUCGCCUCAGCGCGGGCGUUUAACAACGAUUUCGAGACAGGCGACCUCACCGAUUGGGAGGAGAAACAGGAGAGGCAUUUGAUUUCCAACCCACUUGGGGAGAUAACCCAACGGCACGAAACCGAGGACAGCCUUCUCAACAUCAGGGAGAUUGGUGGCUUGGGUUAG